Molecule: messenger RNA, 1046 nt
Organism: Gaeumannomyces tritici R3-111a-1
Lineage: Eukaryota; Fungi; Ascomycota; Sordariomycetes; Magnaporthales; Magnaporthaceae
Product: endoribonuclease L-PSP
Exons: 4
Coding region: 283-768 (161 amino acids)
Cellular component (GO): cytosol; mitochondrion
Molecular function (GO): deaminase activity
Source: RefSeq, a predicted model, not a curated record
CGACGGUAGUGGGACUUGGGUGCCCCGGGGGGGAACCCCUCGGCCCCUCCCUCCGCUGUUCGGAGGGACGACGGUCGAAGGUUGCGAGUUUUCCGUCGGCUGGCCGGCCGGGCUGCGCCUUUGAAUGCCGGUUUCGUGUCGAUCGGCAGGACGGCAUUUCCAUUAGCUGACAGUCUAGAACUGACGUACUGUGCCUUUGCUGCAGCCGGCCCGCAUUAUUAUAUAAGACGCUCCAUCCCCAACAACGAACACGCGAAAACAACCGCAACUGAUAAUCAACUCAUGUCGGCAUUGAGACUACGUCCGCUCGUCCUGAAAGUCUCCCGAGCUGCAUUCGCAUCAUCUCGCCCUGUUCUCUACCCUCGUAACCUCCCGGCUCUGUACAAAAUGGCCAGCAACAUGAUUGCCGUCAACAGCAAGGAUGCUGCCCCUCCUGCUGGCCCCUACUCCCACGCUAUCAAGACGCCCAGCGCCAUCUACUGCUCGGGCUCGAUCCCCGUCGACUCCCAGGGUAACUUGGUCGAGGGCACGAUCCAGCAGAAGACUGAGGCCUGCAUCAAGAACCUCGUCGCCGUUCUGGCUGAGGCCGGCUCGUCGCUCGAGAAGGUGGUCAAGGUCAACAUCUUUCUCGCCGACAUGGGAGAUUUUGCCAGUAUGAACGAGGAGUACGCAAAGCACUUCGUGCACAAGCCGGCUCGUAGCUGCGUUGCCGUCAAGACCUUGCCCAAGAAUGUCGAGGUUGAGAUUGAGUGUAUCGCUCUGCCAUGAAGAAGCUUUGGAGCAGCGAGGAAGACUGGCUAGAAUAUAACCCUUAGGUUAGACACUGGCACUUAGUGGUGAUGAUGGUGAUGAUGGUGAUGAGAAUGGUGGGGAAACCUCAAGCUGCAAACCGAGCGGCAAGGCAGAACAGGCCGAGAGUGGAGACAAUCAAAGCAAAUUCAUCACCAAACCAGACACGUUGAGCGUUGAGCAUCCAUACGUGCUCUAUUGCAAGUGAAAAAAAUCAUGAUUGGAUUUUAGGUAUUUUCUGACAAGUUAGUUGUUUG